AUGACAUCCCAAACUCUAGCCGGCAAGGUUGCCAUCGUCACAGGAUCAAGUUCCGGUAUUGGCGCAGCCAUUGUCCGCGAGCUUUCCUCUCGAGGAGCAAACACAGUCGUUAAUUACCCCUUCGACAAGUUCAAAGAAGAAGCCGAUGCAGUUGUAUCAUCUCUUCAGACUCCAUCCAUUGCAGUCGAAGCAGACAUGUCGCAGAUAUCAUCACCUCAGAAACUGGUAGAUGCAGCACUCGCGAAAUGGAACAGAAUCGACAUUCUGGUCAACUGUGUCGCAUUAGCCGUGAACAAACCACUAGAGGAGCAAACGCUCGAGGACUGGGAUCUUCUCGUUAAUAUCAAUGGACGUGGCACAUUCCUCCUAACGAAGGCUGUGCUACCACAUAUCACCAAGGGUAGUGGGCGCAUUGUCAACAUAGCCAGCAUUUCGGCCCGGGGUCCACCUCCAAACCAGACUAUCUAUGCUGGUACCAAGGGCAUGGUGGAUUCGUUUACCAAGUGUUGGGCGAAGGAACUUCCGCCCAAAUACGGGUGCACUGUUAACGCAGUUAGCCCCGGUCCUACGAUGACUGAAGGCUUUGCUGCUGCUGGCGAGGAGCAGAUGAAGAUCCUUCAGCCCAUUAUUGAUCAGACACCUGUCGGGCCUCGAAUGGGGCAGCCAGAUGAGAUUGCGUAUGCUGUUGCAUUUUUGUGUGAGGAGCGAGCGCGCUGGAUCAAUGGGACUCAUAUGAUUGCUUCAGGAGGAUUGUUUAUAGAUUAG
Messenger RNA from Penicillium malachiteum, 765 nucleotides. Its product is annotated as SDR family NAD(P)-dependent oxidoreductase. The transcript has 2 exons. The record is from RefSeq and is a predicted model, not a curated record. Bases 1 to 765 code for a protein of 254 amino acids. Lineage: Eukaryota; Fungi; Ascomycota; Eurotiomycetes; Eurotiales; Aspergillaceae.